Messenger RNA from Actinia tenebrosa (Australian red waratah sea anemone), 2692 nucleotides. RefSeq lists its product as uncharacterized. Gene Ontology annotation, cellular component: cytoplasm. The record is from RefSeq and is a predicted model, not a curated record. NCBI's taxonomy places the organism in Eukaryota, Metazoa, Cnidaria, Anthozoa, Actiniaria, Actiniidae.
AUCUUAAAUCUAAUAAAUUAUUUAGCCACUGACGACAUCGCGACUGCUGGGGAAAUUGGUAUCCCACAUUUCUGAGGCUGAAAACCAUAUCAUUUUUCUUCGUUUGGGAUAUAUUUUCACAGGAAUUGGGUAGUUCUAGGUUUUGGUAAAGUUUUUGAACAUGACUGGGUAUCUUGGAGACCUUUCGAAGUCUCAACAGAGUUCGCUCAACCUGUUCAAGGAAAUGCUAUCCAAAGAGACAGUCACAGACGAGAGAACGCUGUUGAGGUACUUGAGAGCUCGAAGCUUUGACGUCCAAGGGGCUCAUAGGCAGUACGUAGCUACGUUAGAAUGGAGAAAGGAGAACAACGUCGACCAGAUCCUGGAUAAAUCUAGACCACUGGAUAAGGAGAUGCGAAACAUAAUGUCCAGCGGUUUUCAUAGCCACGAUAAACAAGGCAGACCGUGUUAUAUCGAAUAUACUGGACGGACGGAUGUGCUAGCCUUAAUCAAGUUACCGAUAGAUCAAGUGAUUAAGAGACAUAUUUGGAACUGUGAACAACAAAUUGCAAGAAUGAAUGAAACAUCUAAGAAAAUGGGCUUUCCUGUGGAGACUAUGGUUCAUAUACACGAUAUGACUGGCGCAUCUCUUACGUUAAGAAAAGCCCUAACUUUAUUUAAAAAGUUAGCCAAACUAGAUCAGGAGUAUUACCCAGAGAGAAUGGGAAAAAUAUUUAUUGUCAAUACUUCAUGGAUGUUCCCAGUGUUAUGGAAGAUCGCCCGCGUGUUCCUUGACCCCAAGACCAGAGCAAAGUGCGUGGUUCUUAAGACAGGAGAAAUAAACAAACUUUUAGAAUACUUCGAUGCUGAGCAACUACCCGAAGAUUUUGGUGGGAUAUGUAAAUGUGAAGAUGGGUGUCUUCCGCCCAUCCCCAAACACAUGAGAUAUGUAGCGGAAGCACCAUCACUCACAGAACAGACGAUAGGUCCAAGAAAAGUUUUCGAGAAAGGUUUAGAGUGUAUAAAUGACGGGGAUUCUAUAGCUUGGUACUUCACAAGUUCCAGUAAGGAUGUCAGAUUUGGAGUCAAGUUUAAACCCAGACCCCACUCUGGCUGGAAGGAUCGAAUGAAUGACAUAGCAGAGAUCUGGGUCGUAGAGUCGGAAUAUGUGUAUGAAAAUGAUUGUGUUACAGGGUUUUACACGCCUCCUUGUCCAGGAAUAUGUAUUCUUGUAUGGGAUAAUCUAGACAGUAAAUGGCUAUCAAGAACUCUAAAGUAUCAAGUGAUUGUAAGCGAAGCAGAAGCCGAUUCUGAAGAAGAAAAUAAUUCCAAUGGGAUAAAUCACAAGCGUACGGCAGUUGGUACUUACGUUUAAUGAAUUUAAAACAUCUUGAUUGAUCUUGGUGUUAUGGAAGGACAGUACUUUGCAUUGUGCAAGGCAGGCCGAUCUAGAGGGCAUUCACCAGGGAGUAAUGCUGUGCUUUUUUUAAAGCAAUAUGUUUUGAUAUUUUGAUAUCAGAGAUUGAUUGAAGCUUUUAAAGCAUGCUUCAUAAUUAUUAGUUUAGUAAUAUAUUUGCGUAUUCAUUAAUGCUUUAAGUUAAGGCAAGCAAAAGUCAAGGCAGGAACUUGUCUCAAUGUUAUCCAAAGAACCACCUUAGGUACCCCUACACCCACUUGUCACUUAUCACCACCGCAAACACCACCUUUACUAUUACCCAACUUUUUUCAACUAUCAUUACGCUUAUUGCUAUCCAACUUAUCAACUAUCGCUUCCGAUACCACUAUACUACCACACUCACUAACCUCCACCAUCACUCAUGACCCCAUUCAGUAAUAUUACUACCACUAUUCCCACUUGUCACAACCACUAACAACACCUUUACUUCUACUCCAACUUUUCACCCACAACCACCUUUCCUACUACUCUUCCCACUUGUCUUUCACUACCACACUCACUAACCACCACCAUCACUCAUGACCCCAUUCAGUAACAUAACUACCACUACUGCCACUUGUCAGCAACCACGAACGCCACCCAUAAUAUUGGUACGCCUUUUUAUACGCUACUACAGCUGUAUCAUUACUACCACCUAUGCCACUUGACACCCACCACUACAGAUUAAUAUGUUCAUUUGGGAGUCCCAUCAUCAUCACUACCAUUAUAUCUACCACUUAUUACUACUUAUAAACCUAACAAUAGCCCUCGUAGCAUGUACAGUAAUUACACAUAUUGAAAAUCAGGAAGGGAUUCAACCAAGUGAUAAUGUUAAAGCAGUACAACCAACCAUAGUUUAAUUCUAAGAAUUUAAUGAACUGUUUGCAGAUAUUUGCAAUAAUUUAAUGAAAUGUUUGAAUACAAAUUGAAAGCAAAAUAUUUAACAUUCACCCACGUGUUUAUACUCAGUACAUUUAUUUAAAUUCUGAAAUGUUGCAGAUUUUUUUCUUAAUAUUGUUGCAGAACUGGCAGAGCAAUGUAUGUUACUGAUCUGUGAGCUUAUUCAAUGACUUCAAAAACUAAAAAAAAAAAUUAAACAUGAAUAAAAAAAUUUGUGUAAAUCCAAACAUACGUAAUAGGAACAAACUUAAUUUCCAGUGAGAGAUACUCUUUUGCUAUUCCAUAUUUAGAAUUAUCUAUAAAAUUAUGCAUAUAUUCUAGAUGGAUUCACUUGACUAGAGUUUAGAAUAGUUAAAUAAAGUUAAAUUUAGUUCCAAA